CGUGCAUAUCGUUGAUCCUUUUAGGACAGGAUAUUUUUUAUUUUCAGUAGUUAAUUACGUUAACAAACAUUCAUUUAUUUAUUGUAUUUAUAUUUAAAAAAAAAUCCUUCACUAUGGAUCUAAUGUUUUAAAGACUAUGCUAUGUAAAUGUAAGAAGUGUAAAGAACUCGGUCAGCUGUAUUGGUACGCUGUUAUAUCUUGCAGAAUCAUGGAGGUAUCCCACUCCCUUACCCUGAAUGAAACGGCACUGCAGCAGCUGCCUGAUGACAAGAAGCCACAUUUCAUCUUUGAAUGGCUUCGAUUCCUUGACAAAGUCCUUGUGGCAGCUCAUAAGUCUGACAUCAAGAGCUGUCAACAAAAGCUGGUAGCACAACUAGUGAAUCUCCUCCGAGAAAACCUGGGUUCCCCGGCUCGACGGCUGCUUGCUCGCUGUCUGGCCACACUUUUCUCUGUUGGAGACACCUUCUUACUGUUUGAUACUGUCAACAAAUGCAAUGAUAUCAUUAAAGUUAAAGAUGACUCACCUUCUUACUUGCCAACAAGACUAGCUGCAAUAUGCUGCUUAGGUGGGAUGUAUGAGAAGCUCGGCCGAAUGAUGGGGCGUUCGUACGAGGAAACAGUGACAACCUUAGUCAGGUCACUGAAGAGCGCCGAGUCGCAGACAAGACUGGAAAUAAUGAACACAUUGGAAAAGAUUUGUGUCGGCAUGGGCCUAGCCGCGCCCGGGGCCUUGCGCGAGGUGUCCCGAGCCGCGCGCGCAGCGUUGCUGUCAGACCGCGCGCCCGCCGUCCGCGCUGCGGCGGCAAAUGCACUACGACAUAUGCUGCCACUCAUGAAGCUGACUGCAGCAGACUUAGAUGCCAUAGCCGCGGCUUGCUUGAGGGCUGCGCAGCCGACUGACUACACGUUGAGAUGUGCGGUAUCAGAGCUACUGGGCGCUCUAAUAGCGGCGACGCAAGCAGGCGAAACGUCUAAUUUGAACAGCAAGCUCAAAGUGGGUGCACAAGCGGUGCAACAGAGCAAAAAGGACCUACCGAAGAACGUGGUAUCGUUAGACGAAGCGCUGAACCUCCUGAUGGGUGCUUUCUUAAGGGGCGGCACCUCUUUCCUGAAGGGCGAGCUUAUCAAGUCAGGCUCAGGUGUUAGCCGGGAGGUCCGCGUCUGCGUUACUCAUGCGUACGUGAUAUUCGUCCAGAACAUGGGCGGUGUAUGGUUAGAGCGUAGCCUGACGACUUUCCUCACUCACGUGUUGGAUUUGGUGGCCAACCCUAAAGCCGCUAGCUCCCACGUCGACGCUGUUUAUUCCAGGAAAUGUAUAAACUACAUUCUACGCAACACGCUCGGUAAGAUGUUGGGCGAGAAAGCGCAGGCUUCGGCGUGCCGCGAGAUCAUCCAGAUCGUCAUUAAACAGAUGAACAGCAUCGACUUCAACCCGGAGAACGCCAAGGAUUGUAAUCAGGAGACACUGUUCAGUCAACAUCUGCUGGUAUGCGCGUUAAUGGAAGCGGGUGAGCUCACGCUGCAACUCGGUACUUCAGUGCAAAACCUCGUGUCUGAUACCUCGCUGAAUAUGAUCGACGCCAUAUUCGCGGUACUGGAGCACCCUUGCGUAGCGGCCCGCUUGGCCGGUGCGUGGUGCGUGCGGUGCGUGUGCGUGGCGCUGCCGUCGCAGAUCACGCCGCUGCUGGACAAGUGCGUGGACGCGCUGGACGCGCCGCGCUCGUCGCCCACGCCGCAUCACAUCUCAGGAUAUUCAGCAGCCCUAGCAGCAGUGCUGGGCUCAGUCCGUCUCUCCCCUCUCGGCGUGCCGCACGGCCGAGGCAAAGUAGCCUUUAACGCGGCUGAACAGUUACUAAGAUCGGCCGGGCAAAGCAGCCGACUGACGGCUGCCAGGACUAAUGCUGGAUGGCUUAUCGUUGGAGCUAUUUGCACAUUAGGUGUUCCCGUGGUGCGCGGACUGUUACCGCGAAUGCUGUUGUUAUGGAGGAACAGUUUCCCGAGAUCCGCCAAGGAGAUGGAGUCGGAGAAAGCCAGAGGCGAUGCAUUCACCUGGCAGGUGACAUUGGAAGGACGCGCCGGAGCGUUGUCGGCGCUCCACAGCCUGUUAAUUCACUGUCCAUCGCUGGUCAACAACGACGAUACCGCCAAACGGUUGACGCAGCCCAUAGAUGGAGCGAUCGCGGUCCUUACCAAUGUUGGCGGUGUACUCCGCAACUACGGCGGUUCUCUGAAAGCACCGGCAGCGCUACUGAGGCUCCGCCUGUACCAGGCCUGCGCGGCGCUCGGGCCGGGCUCGCAGCCCGCGGCGCCGCUGCUGCGGCUGCUGGCGGGCGAGCUGGCCGGCACGCCGGACCCGACCACCGCCAACCUCGCCACAGGUAUGCUGCGAAGCGCUAUGCAUCCCCACGAUACGAUUUUGCUGGGAGACGAAGGCUGGAUCUACGACACAGAUCAUGCUGAAAUUGAAGAACAGCUGAUAUCGCCGCUCAGCGCUAGUGGGUCGGGAGCCCUAGAGCACGAUCCCUGCUGCUUGUAUCGCGGUGGGGCGGCCGCGCAGCCGCUAGGCGUCGCGGUCAUCGACGCCUGUGUCGCACUCUUCCCGCACACGUUCGCCAGGGCUGCCAUUAAACAUAGGCAACAAAUGCUAGAACACUUCACGGAGUGCAUCAAGAUGUCCAAGGGCACACGCCAGGAGGCCAUACAAGUGAACGUUUACACCGCGUUGCUACUGGCGCUGAGGACGCUCGCCGAGCAGAAGAGCUCGCUCGGACAGGAUGCCGUUAAGACGGCUGCUACUGAACUUAUUAUUUCGGGCCUAUCGUCGGCCAGCAUUCCGGUCCGCGCGGCGGCGGCGUCCUGCACCGGCCGUCUCUGCGGCUGCGUCACCGAAGCCGAGAGCCAAGCGAUCAGCGAGCGAGUGCUGGCCCUGACUCGCUCCACCGUGCGGACCACCAGAGCCGCGGCCGCAGCGGCCGUGGGAGCCGUGCAGAGGGCGCGGGGAGGCAGUUCAGCGGCCGCGUUGCCGGCGUUGAGGGCCAUGGCGCAGGACGCGAGCGGACAGGACGCCCAGGUAUGGGCUCUCCACGCGCUCUCCGUGCUAGCCGAUGCCUCCGGACCAAUGUUCCGCAGCCACGUAGAGUCCACCCUCAACGUGGCCUUGAAACUGCUCUUCACGGCGCCGCCCUUCCAAGAGGAUUUGCAUCGCGGCGUCGGAAGAUUGCUGUCUGCGCUGAUCACUGUUGUUGGGCCCGAGUUGCAAGGCAGCGCCGGAGCAACCGUGGGCCGCUUCCUGUGCGCAUGCGCGGCGCUCAGCGAGUGCGGCGGCGGCGGCGCGCGCGCAGAGGGCAUCGGCUGCCUGCAGCAGCUGCAGAUGUUCUCCCCGCGCCACGUCAGCGCGCACAUGCUCGUGCCCUCGCUCGCCCGGGACCUGUCAAGCUCGGAGCUGGCGGUGCGCCGCGCCGCGCUCUGCUGCCUGCGCCAACUGUCGCAGAAGGAGGCCGCAGAAGUAUGCCGGUACGCGCUGCUCGCCAAGGACCACGUGCCCGCCCGCCCUUACUGUGGCGUGGUGAUCACCGAGACGGGCCUCCCUGGCGCCCUGUUCGCGUUCCUGGACACGGAGCGCGACUCGACGGCGCAGUCGUACGCGCGCGACACGCUCACGUGCUGCCUGCUGGCCGCCGCCGCCGCGCGCGCCGUGCGCGACUGGCUGGCGCUCGCCAAGCGCGUGCUCACCGUGCGACUAGAGGACAGUAACAACCCUGACACGGAUUUCGACGGCGAGGGCGACGAUGAUCAAGUGGAAUUCCACGCGGACACGGACGAGUCGACGCAUCCUGCAGUCCAGUCAAGGUGGCCCACUAGAGUUUUCGCAAUGGAAUGCAUCCAGAAAAUUAUGGGUGCAUGUGAAGCGACAGGCGAUCCAGCGCACUUUGACCUAGUCAAGGCUAAGGAGAAGCAACUGACUGAUCCUGACAGUGAUUACUUAUCGCUGCACCUGUCCGACCUGGUGCGCAUGGCGUUCGUGGGCGCGACGGGCGAGGCGGACGCGCUGCGCCUGCGCGGGCUGGGCACGCUGCAGCUCAUCGUGCGCCAGUUCGCGCGCGCGCCCGAGCCCGACUUCCCGGGACAUCUGCUGUUGGAGCAAUAUCAGGCGCAGGUUGGAGCGGCGCUAAGACCGGCAUUCUCCGGUGACACGGCGUCUCAUGUGACCGCCGCGGCGUGCGACGUGUGCUCCGCUUGGAUCGGCUGCGGCGUCGCUAGGGACAUCAACGACUUGAGAAGGGUGCACCAGUUACUCGUCUCGAGUUUGGACAAGUUAAACACAAAGGGCAACACUACACUCAUCUACAAUGAAAGUAUGGCUACACUUGAAAAAUUAUCCAUCUUGAAAGCCUGGGCCGAGGUGUACAUAGUUGCAAUGGUAAGCAACGGCAGCGCGCCCGGCAGCUAUAUCAAGCAACUCGACAGUAAACCGAUAAACAAUCGCGCCGAAAUCGCAAAAUGGCGGAACCAGCUCCUGCGCACCAACAGCCAAGUCGAAGACGUGACCCCUGAGAAUGACGACGAUUACGGCGACUUCGAGUCUAAAGGCGAGAGCUUGUUGAAGUUGGUUGAGCCUGAACUGGAGAGCUUGGGCGAGAAUUGGAUCGCGGCGUUGAAGGAUCACGCGCUGUUGAGUUUGCCGCCAGAGUUCGCAUCCCAACUGCCGCACGGCGGCGGCGCGUUCUACUCGGCCGAGACGGCGGAGGCGUCCCGCGCGCACUACGCCCAGGCCUGGCCUUCUCUGCUCUACGCCGCCGCCUUGAGAUACAACGCUAACGUCGACAAACCUGUUCCCACUGUCGAUAAAUCUGAAAAUACAUUAGACAAUAGGCCAAAUAAGACUGAAAACGGAAACUUCGAGUUCUUCAAACCCGUUGAUGAGAGAUUCCAUUUACUAUUUGGAAUAUGCAUGGAAGCCCUAUGCGCCCAAAGGGACAUGACCGUCGACAACACUAUCACUGUCCUGCUCUCGAUAGUCACUCUUUUGGACGCGCCAGGAAACAGGGCGAGGCUGCUGAAGGACAGGGCAUUGGCAAUAGAGUUGUGUCAAAUAGUGCACCGCACGGGGCUGACGCUGGAGAGCGUAGAAGCACUGCUCCUUGUGGCUGACGUGCUGAAACUCAUCAUCACCGGCGCUCGAGAGCAGUUGCAGUUCAACAUGCAGGCCAAGAUCAAAGAAUUAGCACCAGACGAGCCAUCAAACAACAUUCCCGAAUCAGUCCUAGAAGUGGUCCACACGCUGGGCGAAGGCGGCCCCACGGGCGACCUGCCCCCCGGCAAGUCCCUCGUGUUCGCCUGCCUCGAGGUGUGCGUGUGCCUCGCCGUGCGCCGUCUGCCCGGCCUCAGCCCGAGGAAGCAGGAGGGCGCUGUCGGCGUUAUAGGCGUGCCGAGGGGGUUGGGCGUACAUGGGGACGCGUUGUUGGUCAGCACGUUGGCUGCUAUGGGGGAGUUGACAUCGUUAACUAGCCCGCAAGGCGCUCUAUCCCUCCUCCCGACGAUACUGUACCUGGCGCUGGGCGUGCUGGGCGAGUGCGCGGAGGCGACGCUGGCCGAGGCGGCCGUGCUGCUGCUGCAGCAAGCCUGCGCCGCGCGCGCGCCGCGCCUGCUGCCGCACACGCGCGCCCGGCACGAGCGCCUGCUGCACUCCACGCUCGCCAAGCUGCUCGAGAAGGUCAAGAGCGACGAAGUCGGACAGCGCAUCGACCCAGUGAUUGGUGCGCGAGCUAUGGCGGUGCUGCUGAAUCAUUCGGAGCCCACGCCUGCCCUGCACUACCCCUGCAUUAACCACUUCCGGCAGUGCCUCGAGACCAGAGACAAUGAGGUGUUCGCGCAGUGUUGCGGUGUGAUCCGCACCGUGUGGUCGCAGGCGUCGCCCUCGUGCGUGUCGUGGUGGGCGCGCGCGCUGGCCGCCCGCGUGGUGGCGCGCGCGGCCGCGGCGAGGAGACCCACCGACAUGACGCACACCAGGGCCGCCAUAGCCGCUAUCACUGCGCUGGACGAUCUGCUUAAUGCUGCCCCCGAACAUGCCCGCAUCCAUCUGCUGUGGCUGGUGGUGCCCAUAGUGAUCUCGUACCUGCGCCCGGGCGGCUCGCCGGGCCGCGCGCCGCCGCCGCCGCCGCCGCCGCCCGAGCGCGCGCUGCACGACUUCGCGCUCGCCUGGCUCACGCGCCAGGGGCCCAAGCAUCCGCAGGAAUUCAAGACGAUGAUGUCCCAGUCGGCGGAGCUGCGUAGCAAGCUGGAGACGGCCGUGAAGGGCAGCCAGGCCGGCGCGCGCCGUGCGCAGCCGCGCCCAGUGUUCGCGCCCCGCCCCGCCAGGCCCACCAUACAGCUCAAGACCGACUUCAGCGACUUCAGAUAACUGCGCCCUCACCACAAUACAAGACGAUCAUGUGCCAGUCGGCGGAGCUGCGUAGCAAGCUGGAGACGGCCGUGAAGGGCAGCCAGGCCGGCGCGCGCCGUGCGCAGCCGCGCCCAGUGUUCGCGCCCCGCCCCGCCAGGCCCACCAUACAGCUCAAGACCGACUUCAGCGACUUCAGAUAACUGCGCCCUCACCACAAUACAAGACGAUCAUGUGCCAGUCGGCGGAGCUGCGUAGCAAGCUGGAGACGGCCGUGAAGGGCAGCCAGGCCGGCGCGCGCCGUGCGCAGCCGCGCCCAGUGUUCGCGCCCCGCCCCGCCAGGCCCACCAUACAGCUCAAGACCGACUUCAGCGACUUCAGAUAACUGCGCCCUCACCACAAUACAAGACGAUCAUGUGCCAGUCGGCGGAGCUGCGUAGCAAGCUGGAGACGGCCGUGAAGGGCAGCCAGGCCGGCGCGCGCCGCGCGCAGCCGCGCCCAGUGUUCGCGCCCCGCCCCGCCAGGCCCACCAUACAGCUCAAGACCGACUUCAGCGACUUCAGAUAACUGCGCCCUCACCACAAUACAAGACGAUCAUGUGCCAGUCGGCGGAGCUGCGUAGCAAGCUGGAGACGGCCGUGAAGGGCAGCCAGGCCGGCGCGCGCCGCGCGCAGCCGCGCCCAGUGUUCGCGCCCCGCCCCGCCAGGCCCACCAUACAGCUCAAGACCGACUUCAGCGACUUCAGAUAACUGCGCCCUCACCACAAUACAAGACGAUCAUGUGCCAGUCGGCGGAGCUGCGUAGCAAGCUGGAGACGGCCGUGAAGGGCAGCCAGGCCGGCGCGCGCCGUGCGCAGCCGCGCCCAGUGUUCGCGCCCCGCCCCGCCAGGCCCACCAUACAGCUCAAGACCGACUUCAGCGACUUCAGAUAACUGCGCCCUCACCACAAUACAAGACGAUCAUGUGCCAGUCGGCGGAGCUGCGUAGCAAGCUGGAGACGGCCGUGAAGGGCAGCCAGGCCGGCGCGCGCCGCGCGCAGCCGCGCCCAGUGUUCGCGCCCCGCCCCGCCAGGCCCACCAUACAGCUCAAGACCGACUUCAGCGACUUCAGAUAACUGCGCCCUCACCACAAUACAAGACGAUCAUGUGCCAGUCGGCGGAGCUGCGUAGCAAGCUGGAGACGGCCGUGAAGGGCAGCCAGGCCGGCGCGCGCCGCGCGCAGCCGCGCCCAGUGUUCGCGCCCCGCCCCGCCAGGCCCACCAUACAGCUCAAGACCGACUUCAGCGACUUCAGAUAACUGCGCCCUCACCACAAUACAAGACGAUCAUGUGCCAGUCGGCGGAGCUGCGUAGCAAGCUGGAGACGGCCGUGAAGGGCAGCCAGGCCGGCGCGCGCCGUGCGCAGCCGCGCCCAGUGUUCGCGCCCCGCCCCGCCAGGCCCACCAUACAGCUCAAGACCGACUUCAGCGACUUCAGAUAACUGCGCCCUCACCACAAUACAAGACGAUCAUGUGCCAGUCGGCGGAGCUGCGUAGCAAGCUGGAGACGGCCGUGAAGGGCAGCCAGGCCGGCGCGCGCCGCGCGCAGCCGCGCCCAGUGUUCGCGCCCCGCCCCGCCAGGCCCACCAUACAGCUCAAGACCGACUUCAGCGACUUCAGAUAACUGCGCCCUCACCACAAUACAAGACGAUCAUGUGCCAGUCGGCGGAGCUGCGUAGCAAGCUGGACCCGGCCGUGAACUAAUCGUGUUAGAUAACUGCGCUGCGCCGCACCCUCACAAUACAAAACUACCACAUUAUGUACUCUUAGUUAACUACCUAUUGGAAGAGAAGUAGUAGUCCCUCGAUUUCUGUUAUGCGUAUCUAGCAGCAAUGAAACAAGUAAUAAGGCCCAACGCGUCACUAGUUAGAGGUAAAGCAGCGUCUUAAAGUAAACGAUUAUAACUUGAACUAAUAAUCACAGUUAAGAAAAAUUUAACAGUUAAUUAAAUUGAGUAUAUAACUUGAAAUAACUUGGAGUAUUAAGGAAUUUAAUUUAUAGGUGUAAUAUGACGAAAACAUAUGGAUAGUUUGAGGGUUUCUGACUUAAUUGUUCGUAGAUAUAAGAAAAGGACCAGUGGUUAUUGUAGUGAGGUUAUCAAAAGUUAGUUAUAGCAGGACUGGGUUAAAUAAAAAAUAAACCAUUACACAGACUGCUAUUACUUAACAAAUACUUGAAACCGCAAGUCAGGGUUUUAGAGACAAAUAUCUAGUGAUAUUUAAGCUAUCAAAAUUUAUAUAAAACAAUUACUACAAAUGUAAUUAUUUAUACCAAUCUCCUGCUUAGGGUCGGUUGCACCAAACCGUCUGUCACCGUUAAAGCGUUCGUUAAAUUAUAUUGUAUGACAAGUCUUCAUAGAUCUCUGCUGCCUGACGUUGAUCAGUCUGUUAACUGUGGUUGGUGCAACUGGCCCUUAAUAUUUAUAAUUUUACGUAAAAAUAAACAACUAGGUAUUAGAUUGUUUAAGCACAAUGACUAUUAUAAAUAGACUGAGAGUAGAACAAUGAUGGAAGGACAGUUAGUGUCAAAUUGUUUCUAGAUAACUAUUGAGAUCGUUUGCAUCAUUGUUCUGAUUCUGGAUGUGGCAUUAGUAUCAUAUUUAAUUGUAAGUAAAAUUGAGGCUAGCAAUACUAAUUGUAAUUGGCAUACAUUAACAUUUAAAAAAAGGAACAAAAAUACUUGAGUGACGGACAAUAUCAUUUAUAUUUAAAGUAAACAUUCCAAACACAUCAAGCCUUCGUUUAAGAUUUAAAUAAUAUUACUAAGACCGCAACUAUUAACGACUAUUUAAAGUAAUAACUUCCUUUACUUCCUUAUAUAAAUAUAACAGUAUAUUCUGGUCCGUUCUCAUCCAACACAGACAUGAUUCUUUCCUCUGUCACAGUCUCACAGUAGAUCAUGUAGGGUGGGGCAAAUAUAAAUACACCUAUAAAAUAUAUGCUUAAUUUAAAUGAUUGAUAUUAUAUAUUUUGAAUCUAAAUACUGCUUAGUGUCAAAAAUUAUAGCAAUUGUAGAUUAUAUUUAAUUGUUGAAAAUUUUAAGGAGUGUAUCGAAUGUUGAAUGUGAUGAAAAGUUUGAGAUACGUGUCGAUGUUCUAACUGACAAUAUUUAAUCAUUUUAUGUACUGACACAACAUCGACAUUUUAUUUUUACGUAAUAGGGGAAAACAGUAGGUAUAAUGAAAUUGGUUACGACAUUUUAAGGUUUGCAUGUAUUGCACGCUUAGUUCCUAGCUGAAAUGUCAUAAGAACUUAUAUUAAAGUAGAAAUGUACCUAAUAGGAAUAUUAUGCAAAACUCUACCUAGCACACGUGUCCAAUUUGUCCAAUGUACAUUGCGUGUCACUCUCUCAUUAGGCAACAUGUGAGACGCAAAUACACAUUGGACUAAGAUAUUGGACAGAUGGAAUACCAUCCUAAGUUAGAUUUUAGCCGUUAUUUUUUUAUUUUCCGUUUUGAAUUAAGCUGUUAACUGACAAGUGCACCAAAAAACUUCAAUAAAUUGUUACAGUAACUUGAAACUAAAGGGGCCCACUGACUAUAAGUCCGCUGGACGAUAUCGGCCCGUCAGUUAGAACAAAAAUUUGACAGUUCCGAACAACUGACAGGCCGAUAUCGUCCGGCGGACUGAUCAGUGGGCCCCUUUAGUACAGUUUCCAUGGCCGCUCAUUGCCCUUUGUAAUAAAAGUUCUCAAGAGUUUCAGCAAUUAGUGUGCUAAUAUGGUAGAAAUUAACAAAAUAAUCAAAAUAAAUUGCCGUGUUAAAUAAUGAAAUUCUGAUUGCCAAAUUUUUGUACGAAAUAAUUUUCCAACUGUCUUUUAUUAUUCCCAAUAUUGAGUGACGAAUGCCAAUUCUCGUUAAUUUGUAUUGUGUAAGUUUCAUGUCUUAAUGGAAUUAUUUAUUUAUAGAUAUUUUCAGUCAGUAAAUUAUUUUAAGGCUUUUAUUUAAAUAUAUACCAUUUACCUUACAAAAACUAUUUUUAUUAUAC
Cydia strobilella is the source of this 10400-nucleotide messenger RNA. RefSeq names its product HEAT repeat-containing protein 5B. Gene Ontology annotation, biological process: intracellular protein localization; endocytosis; retrograde transport, endosome to Golgi. The record is from RefSeq and is a predicted model, not a curated record. NCBI's taxonomy places the organism in Eukaryota, Metazoa, Arthropoda, Insecta, Lepidoptera, Tortricidae. The transcript has 39 exons. Bases 137 to 6400 code for a protein of 2087 amino acids. Gene Ontology annotation, cellular component: Golgi apparatus; membrane; endocytic vesicle.